Messenger RNA from Hyaloscypha bicolor E, 150 nucleotides. RefSeq lists its product as uncharacterized. The annotation marks the transcript as partial. The transcript has a single exon. Lineage: Eukaryota; Fungi; Ascomycota; Leotiomycetes; Helotiales; Hyaloscyphaceae. The record is from RefSeq and is a predicted model, not a curated record.
UUUUUUGAGCUUUUCCAAAUUAUAAAAGACAAAUAUAAUAUUCACGAUAACGAUAUAUAUAAUAUAGACGAGAAGGGUAUUAUAAUAGGGGUAUUAGCAAAGCUCAAAAUUAUCUAUUCCAGGAAGCACAAAAAAACAAGGAUAACAUAA